AUGAACAACUUCGGGGUCAUCGAGCUCGCCAGCGCAAAGACAACCUCAGCGCCAGGCUGGGCUUACGUCCCCGACAACACCAUCAGUCGCUCGACAGCUCCAGCCAACAGGAAGCGCGCCAGAAAUGUCCCAGGUCUUACGUACAGCGACCUGACAGCUCGACAAGACAACAAGAUUCGAAAGGAAGUUGAGGCUUUGGACAAGGAUGGCGGAAAGGAUAACACGAUACCAUUGCCCGUUAAGAGUGGAAGAGCGCAAGGGAAACAUGCACCCAAUGUUCGCAAGAUUUUACAAUCGCAGAAGACAUUUGCAAAUCAUCUAGACGAUUUCCUCGCGAUGCAAGCACUUGCAGAGUCCAACCCUGCGCUCUCCCGAUCCAACACAUCCGGCGCAAAUAACAAACGGUCGUCCAACAAUCGAAAAGACACCCCCUCGAACUCCAAACCACCUCAAGACGAAGACACAGCGAUGGCAGACGUCGACCUUCCGCCAGUUUUGCCCGAAUCAUCCGGACCUUCACAACCCAGUCGUCCUGGUGAUGACGACCUCUUGCUCGUGUCCCGCAUCCCCGAAAUACCGUCCGAUCAGGAGCUGCGCAAGCUUCUUGCGCAUCCUCCUCUCAGCUACGGCGAUGCCACAGGCAAUUGGGAUACCAAGUAUCCCGUCAGAUCGUUCUGCGAGGUCUGUGGGUACUGGGGCCGUGUGAGAUGUAUGAAGUGCGGAACUCGGGUCUGCGCACUAGAUUGCCUGGAGGCACAUAAAGAAGAAUGUGUCACGCGCUAUGGGCUGUAA
Molecule: messenger RNA, 792 nt
Organism: Fusarium sp. VM40
Lineage: Eukaryota; Fungi; Ascomycota; Sordariomycetes; Hypocreales; Nectriaceae
Source: the annotation of a GenBank genome assembly